Scaptodrosophila lebanonensis is the source of this 630-nucleotide messenger RNA. RefSeq lists its product as uncharacterized. Lineage: Eukaryota; Metazoa; Arthropoda; Insecta; Diptera; Drosophilidae. The record is from RefSeq and is a predicted model, not a curated record. The transcript is spliced from 4 exons. Bases 41 to 496 code for a protein of 151 amino acids.
UGGGACGGGAACGAAUAGCAGCCUACCCUGAAUAAAGACAAUGUUGCAGCUGAGUUAUGUUCUGGUUUAUUGCGCAUUGCUGGCACCAUAUUAUGCAUACGCUCAAUCAAGACCAGAGUUGACAAAACCUGGAGAAUGUCCAAAACUGCCACAUCCAUUACCGAAACCCACCUUCAAGGACAAAAUUACUAUUGUGGGCAUUUUCACAAACAUUAAAUCGACCACCCCGGGAAGUGCCGCCAAUUUACGGCAGUGUGAGCCCGGAGAUUUUAAAAAAACUGAGGGCCACACAUUAAUUGGGACGGAUAAUAAGAGCUAUUUCCUUUUCUAUAAUUGUAUCGAAUUUAAUAUCCAGGGCAAAAAGACUCAUUUAGAAAUCGCAACUGCUCUUGUUGUACCAAAGGGGCCCGAUCCAGGUACUGACAAAAGGUUCAGAGAAGCCUUAGAUAAAAAUAAGCUAGGCUUAAAAGAAUGGCUGCCCCUUUGUAAAGUCUAAUAUUUAUAACUGCAUUACCAAAGAAACUAAAAAUGUAAAAGAGGGAGUUUCAGAUAUGUAAGGCAACUGGAGUUAAGACUUCCUUAAUUCUAUUAAAUACAAACAAUUUUAUUGAAUUCAAUUGGCAAACAAAA